GACUGUUUACACCACCGAGGCCAUAGAAAUAAAGACCCGAAGCUAUCGGUGAGUGCGAGGCCGGUGAGUGGUGAGUCCAAGACUGGUGAAGCAUCAAUGACUGCCCCUGUCUUGUGAGACUGGUACAUCCAAGAUGGCUACGGACAGUACUGAAGUGCGCCAGUGGCGGCUUCGAGAAACAUUCCUGAACUCUGACAGCGCUACUUUUCUGACACAGCUGCGGCGCGACCCGCACCUCGACAUAAAUUUUGUGUAUGGUGAGCCGGCGUUUGAGCCGCUGCUGCUGACCGCGUGCCGGCGACACGACACAGAGCGUAUCGGCUGGCUGCGGAGGGCCGGCGCCGACUUCAACACGCGCGACCUGUCGGGAGACCGGACGGCGCUGCUGUGGGCAGCCGAGGGCGCCGACCGCCAGCUGCUGGCGCACCUUCUGGCCGAGUCGAGCGGCGCGCAGCCAGCCGAGGAGACCAGCUUCAUCGGGCCGGCGCUGGAGCUGAACGCGCGCGAUAGCGCCGGCCGCACGGCGCUGCAUCUGCUGGUGGCGGCCGCUGGCCGGCCGGCCUGCCGGGAGGCGGCAGAGGCCGGCCUGCGCCUGCUCACCGUCCGUGAGGACGUGGAUCUGGGGGCGCGCGACGAGCGUGGUCGCACGCCACUGGAGCUGGCACUGGAGCUGGGUCUGCCGGACACGGCGCUGGCGCUGGCUCAGGCGGGCGCCGAGGUGCCGCCGGCUGCCGUACGCCAGCUAGGAACUGACGCGGCGCUGCACCCGCUGACGCCGUUCGUGAGCCGCGCGCCGCGCCCUCGGCCCGCCGACCAGCAGCUCUGGGAGACGGUACACUUGGAUGGGACGGCCGACGCCGUCAGCGCUGCGCUCGACCGGCUGCCGACUGAUGCGGCGGCGCGGCGCCGCCUGCUCGACAGCCCGUUCGGCCGCUACACAUGCCUGCAGUGGGCGGCGCGGAGCGGCCACCUGGAGGUGGCGCGGCGGCUGCUGCGUGCCGGCGCCUCGGCGGCCGCUGCCAGCGCGCUGAACCCGCAGCCGCCGCUGCUGUACGCCGCCGAGCGGGGCGACGCGCCGCUGCUGCGGCUGCUGCUGGAGGCGCAUCGCUGCGACGCUAAACCCGUCCAGUUGACACCGUUGCGCGACUCUGGUCUGCGCGGCAGUGACGAGACGGCUCUGCACAAGGCGGCCCGCCACGGCCCGGCGCCGGCCGACGCCGAUUUCGACGGCUGUGUGGCGCUGCUGCUGGCUGAGGAGGUGGACGUGAACCGCGCCAACGGCGCCGGCCGCACGGCGCUCCACCUGGCGCUGGCGGCCGGCUUCGAGGGCGGCGCGCUGCGCCUGCUGGCGGCCGGCGCCUCGCUGGCGGCCGCCGACGGUGCCGGCCGGCUGGCCGUCGAGCUGGUCCGACCGGAGACGCUGCGCGCUGCGCUGGACGCCUGCGUGCGGCCAGUGCCGCCGCCGGCGGCCUCUGAGGGCGACGAGCCGGCCGCCGAGACCGAGCAGGCGCACAGGGAGCGGGAGCAGAGGCGCCGGCUGCGGGCGGCCAACUGUCAGCUGGAGGUGGACUUCUCGUGCCUGGCGCCGCCACUGCGGCCGCAGAAGGCGCCAGAGAUGCCGGUGCUGAUGCGGCUGCGCGCCGACCCUCAGCUGCGCGCACUGCUCCAGCACCCGGUGCUGACGGCGCUGCUCUACCUCAAGUACGACCGCGCCCGCUGGUUCCACUACUGCAACGUGCUGCUGUUCCUGGCCUUCACCGUGCUGCUGACGGUGUACGUGUUUGGGCUGGACGGGCGCGCGGCGCUGGGCGGCUGGGCCACGGGCGGCGCGCUGCGCGCUGCGCUCACCGCCGGCCUGGCGCUGCUGACGGCGCGCGAACUGCUGCAGAUGCUCAUCACGGGCCCGCUGUACCUGCUCAGCGCCGAGAACUGGGCUGAGCUGGCCGUGCUGGCGCUGGGCUACCCGCUGCUGUGGGCGCCGUUGACGCUGCCAACGGCGCGCCACCUCUCCGCCUGGGUCAUGGUUGCCGCCUGGCUGGAGGUGGCCAUGAACGUCGGUAGGACACCCGCACUGGCUCCCUACAAGACCAUGAUGGAGAGCAUCGCCCUCAGCUUCGGGCGGCUCAUCUUCCUCUACUUUGGCCUGGUGAUGGCGUUCGCGAUCGCCUUCUACCUGGUGUUUGACGGCGUCAGCAGUUUCGCCACGUUCGGCGUCUCGAUGCCGAAGGUAAUCGCCAUGGCCACCGGCGAGUUCGACUACGGCGAUCUCAGCGAGGCGAUGGUGGUGGACGAGGCAUCCGGCGUCCGCGCCGGGCACGUGCUCUCGGGCGGGCUGCUCUUCAUCUGCUUCCUGUUCCUCAUCUUCAUCGUGCUGAUGAACCUGCUGACGUCGCUGGCGGUGGACGACACGCAGGCCAUCUCGCGGCAGGCGGCCGUCAUGGCCGCCGACAACCGGAUCGUUUUGCUCGGCUACCUGGAAAACUUUCUCCUGUUGUCGUACCUGCCGUCAUCGCUGAAACGUCCUGGCGGGCCGCUGCGGGCUGCCGGUCAGGGCGCCUGCUCGGGCCUCAAGGAGCGAGUGCGUCGGCGCGUGCUGCUCUUUCACACGGCGCUCAGCUCGGGCCGCUACCGGUUUCUGCCGAACGGGCCAGAGCGGCCGCUCGCCUGCCGGGACGUGGCGCACGCGUGCGGCAAGCGCCAGUGUGGCAGCGCCGCGUCACUCUGCGCCCGCUGGCUGACUCUGGACGGCUGCGUGGGCGAGCGGCGCCAGCAGCUGUCUGAGCUGCCGGCCGCGACGCGCCAGCAGCUGCUGGACCUGGUGCUGAAGCCGCAGUCGCUGGAGGAGCAGCUGGAGCGGCUGCAGGCCGACGUGGGCCGCCUGAGCGCGCAGCUAUCCGACCUGCUCCAGAGGCCCGCCGGCGACCGAGGAGCGGGGCAGAGAGCGCCGUCCGGCGGCCGGGCCAGCCCCUGAGCGCCGGCGCCACCGGAGGCCGCCUGUCGCCUCAGCCGGGGCGACCUCGCCGACAUCUAAUGGCUAGUGCUUUUAACCAGGCUCUCUGCGCCCUGCUUUUGACCAAUGGUCCGUUUGCUUAUAGGUGGAAGAAUGCUAGGUGCCUUUGCUCAUUGCUCCAGCGUCGUGGGAUGCGUGAGUGACGUCGGGGGUGGGAUUUUCCACAGGCGGAUUCGAUGGCGACCCCAGUCGGGCCUGGCAGCCAGGCGCUGUGGAGACCGUGCAGUGUCGGCUCCGCUCAGCUGAGCAGCUCGCCGAAGCCGCACGCCAGCUGUUUGUGCGCUCCACCGCCUACGAGGUGGCCGAUACCGCUCAUCUUUAGUACAUAUGUACGCAAUGUAUUUAAGUACCGCCGUCGACAGUGUUAUUAUUGCACUCAUCUUGUAUAUGUUUCCUCGCACACUGCCGCCAGCGGCAGUUGCAUGAUGGCAGAACGGAGCUUUAACAUGGAUCGCUGCAUCCGUGACUGGGUGAAAGGCUGACGGCGGCUUAGCAGCGCGGUCCAUGUGCACCAGUGCUCGUGCUCGUGUGGUACCCGCCGAACAGAAUUUCACUAGCUCAGGCCUCAAUUUGGACCUACACUUUACGCCACUGCCCGCGACUUUUCGUCAAAUGUCUGGCCAACCAUGUGCCUCCUGUAUGAUUGUUUGUGUACACAAUACAAUGAUUGUUUGUGUCUA
Molecule: messenger RNA, 3690 nt
Organism: Amphibalanus amphitrite
Lineage: Eukaryota; Metazoa; Arthropoda; Thecostraca; Balanomorpha; Balanidae
Exons: 3
Coding region: 134-2971 (945 amino acids)
Biological process (GO): monoatomic ion transport; transmembrane transport
Cellular component (GO): membrane
Molecular function (GO): monoatomic ion channel activity; protein binding
Source: RefSeq, a predicted model, not a curated record